Trichophyton rubrum CBS 118892 is the source of this 1893-nucleotide messenger RNA. RefSeq lists its product as uncharacterized. The record is from RefSeq and is a predicted model, not a curated record. Gene Ontology annotation, molecular function: ubiquitin protein ligase activity; metal ion binding. Bases 1 to 1893 code for a protein of 630 amino acids. Lineage: Eukaryota; Fungi; Ascomycota; Eurotiomycetes; Onygenales; Arthrodermataceae. Gene Ontology annotation, biological process: protein polyubiquitination. The transcript has 3 exons.
AUGCAGAAACAGCCGCCGACGCAACCACGGCAUCACCCACCACAGCAUAUAACACCGCUACACCCGCCACUGCAGCAGCAGAUAGACUCGCGGAAGCUCAACAACACUGCCUCUGCUACUGCCAGAAUGGCUGGAGGCGAUCCGCGCAACAGAGCCCCGCUUCCUGUGCCGGGAGGUCAUGGUCCUUUUCCGCAGAACGAAAACGGUGGCAUGCGUCCGCCGUUUGAUAUGGCUCGCAGCCCACCAAAUCCGCCCGCCAGCAAGAAUACUAAGCAUGUCCCAUGCAAGUUCUUCCGCCAGGGAACUUGUCAGGCCGGGCCGGCAUGUCCGUUUCUGCAUUCGACAGACAAUACCAUAGACUCCGCGCCGUGCAAAUAUUUUACGAAGGGAAACUGCAAAUUCGGAGCAAAGUGUGCACUAGCUCACAUCUUACCCGAUGGUCGGAGAGUAAAUAGGCCCAGCAUGGGUCUUGGAGGAAAUCUCAACCUAGGCGGAAGAGUUCAUCCUCCUCCAUACCAUGCACAGGACUCAGCUUUGGCAAACUCACUCCUCUCUCAGCAGCAAAUAAACGGACAAAAUCCACGGUUCUCAUAUCCGUAUCCCUCCCAAGAUGAUCUGCAUCUCUUACCUCCGCAUGCCCAGCAGCAAGUUCAGCAACAACAACAGCUACAGCAGCAACAGCAACAACAGUUUGGUCAGCAAUAUGACGGUUCGAUCCCACAUAUUGACGCUGGGCUGGUAUCUGAUACCGGCUCCAAGUAUGGCUCACCUCCAGAGGAGAUCCGCCUCCCCAUGUCUCCUAUCGGUCGUACAGCUCUAGAUGCUCCGCUGCCUGCUUCGUUCGACAGUCAAGGCAUAUCCCACAUGGCUCGCUAUGGCCCAGUCGCGGCAUCGAUGCCAUCCAAGUUCGGACUUGACUUCGCUCACUCUCCAUCCCUCUCUCACCGACCUAACGCCACACCCGACGUUCUCCGUAGCUUGCACGAUACAGCAUUCGGAACAGAUAAGAAACCACUUGGGCUCGGCUCUUCACCACCAGUUGUUAGUGCAGAAGAUACCUCCGGCUUCCGUGUCAUGCAUUCUCAGCGUGUACCCCGCCAGCGUAUACUCUCCGCCAGUGUUCCCCGACCCACGGUUCUCGAUGACUGGGAGGACAACUUCACUAUGGAGGAAGACUAUCUCCCCACGAAUCUGCACGAUGAUGUACUCACACCUCAGGAACGCAUGCGCCGUCUCUCUCGCACCGACCACGAAUUAUCAAGCAGCAGCAAGGAUCCAUCUGGCCUUGGAAUAGGUAUAGGCAUCGGGAUCGGAGGAUCGGGCAAAGUAGGCUCUCCGCUGGCAUCCAGCCCAUCUCGGUUUGGUGCCCUAUUCGCCAAACAACGCCAGCGGAAGGAGGAAGAAGCUCAAGCCGCUCUCGCCCAGAACGGACAUGUCGGCUCUCCUCUACGCGAAUCAGUCAUUGGGCCUCGCUCCUCUGCCAGCGCCAUCCGGCCCAUCGGAAGCCUGCCCGGAUCUGGUGACAUCUCUCCCUUCGUUGCCAGCCCUCGUCAGUCUUCCAUGUCCAUGAUUUCCGAACAGUUAAGCAGCACAUCGCUUCACCCUAGCUCCGCCCGAGCUCCGACCAGCAACCCCCGUCUGGACCGUAAUAUAUCGUCACCCGUGAGCACGAGCCGGAUUGACGAGGAGCAGAGUGACUUGGUCUUCUCAAUGGAAGAGGAGGAAAGCAAUAAGCGAACAAGCGCGAUUUGGGGCGCAAACAAGGAAACCCCUCCUCCUACAGAGGGAGAAAAGAAUGCAAAUGCAAAGGCGUCUACGGCCGGUCAGGAUAAAAAGGAUGGGAACGGAAAAUCUUACCUAAAAAUGGAGUCUUUGUAUGGAAAUCGAUCUUGA